AUGGAGGAGACCAUCACAACAGACCUCUCUCUGAGCUACAUGACUUCUGGAUAUGUGGACUAUUGGGAAAAUAUCAAAUAUGAAUGCUUAAGAAUAUCUUAUGGAUUGGUGGUCUUUGCAGGUGUCUGUAUGGGGAUUUCCCUCUGUGGUCUUGUAGGAAAUGGGACAGUGAUGUGGUUCCUGGGCUUCCACAUGAAGCAGAACCCUUUCACUGUCUACUUCCUAAAUCUAGCUGUUGCUGACUUCUCUCUGCUUCUCCUGUUUUUGAUGCUCUUAUUGGCAUUUUUGAGCUUAACAGCAAAUUGUUCUUAUUUGUAUAAUUUUAUUCCUUUCUACAUAGAUUUUGUAUUUGCAGUUGAACUUCUGUGCCACUUCUUUGAUCUGAGCAGCCUGGGUCUCCUGACAGCAAUCAGCAUGGAGCGGUGUAUGUCUGUCCUCUUCCCAAUCUGGUAUCGCUGCCAUCGCCCAAAGUACUUAUCAGGUGUUGUGAGUGGGGUGCUCUGGGCGCUCUCUGGAUUUUUUGUUUCCUCAAUGUAUCUUAGCCUUAUCUUUGCUGAAAGCUAUGAGACGAUAUUUGCAGGUGUAGCCAUUGCAUUUUCCAUGAUAUUGUCAUCAAUGAUGUUGGUUUCCAACCUUUCCCUGUUCAUCAAGCUCCAGUGUGGCUCACAGAGACGGCACCCAGGGAAAAUCUAUGUUGUUGUCCUGCUCAGUGUGGUCUUCUUCUUUGCCCUUGGUAUUCCUUUCAGUGUAGAGGUUUUCCUCAAUCUUCCAAGUUCACACAACUUAUUCCCUGAAAACACAACUUUUCUGCUGGCAUUGCUGAACUGCAGCAUCAAUCCAGUCAUUUAUUUCCUGGUGGGGAGCUGCUGGCAGUGCCGGUUCCAAGGCUCCAUGAAAGCUGCAUUCCACCGAGUGUUUGAAGAGAAAGUGAUGACCAAGGAGGACAGCCACGUGCCUGGGGACACUGUGGUGACCACUCUAUAA
Molecule: messenger RNA, 984 nt
Organism: Tyto alba (common barn owl)
Lineage: Eukaryota; Metazoa; Chordata; Aves; Strigiformes; Tytonidae
Product: proto-oncogene Mas
Exons: 1
Coding region: 1-984 (327 amino acids)
Biological process (GO): G protein-coupled receptor signaling pathway
Cellular component (GO): membrane
Molecular function (GO): G protein-coupled receptor activity
Source: RefSeq, a predicted model, not a curated record